Molecule: messenger RNA, 2507 nt
Organism: Salmo salar (Atlantic salmon)
Lineage: Eukaryota; Metazoa; Chordata; Actinopteri; Salmoniformes; Salmonidae
Source: RefSeq, a predicted model, not a curated record
CCCCACCCAGCUCCUUUCACAGACCCUCCCUUGCCAUGACCCACUCUCACCACCUCUACAACAGCACGCACACCGGGCGCUCCUCCACUUCCCAUGGGCGUUCCUCCCCCACUGCUCCUCCCAAAGGUCGCUUCUCCCCCACCCAGGGUCGCUCCUCCCCCACCCAGGGUCGCUCCUCCCCCACCCAGGGUCGCUUCUCCCCCACCCAGGGUCGCUCCUCCCCCACCCAGGGUCGCACCUCCACCAUCCAUAGAAGCUCAUCCCCCACCCCUCCUCCCCACUCCAUUGCAGGGCCCCCAUCCUACCGUGGUCCCCCUCCCAUCUCCUCCACCGCAGCCUCCUCUGGCCCCUUCCGGGGCUCUGCAGCCCUGACCUCCACCGCUCCCUGUACCACCACCACCACCACCACCGCCGCCACCACCACGAGGACCUCAGUCCAGCCCCACCAGGACAGGACACACCCAGCCCCCUCUGGUUCUACAGCGGCCGGCCGCAGGAUAGGGGAGCACCACCCUCACCCCACAGCUAAGGCAGGUGAGUCCCAGGAGAUGGUGGUGGACUCUGGGAUAGAGGAGCUGGACAGCCGCAGCAGCAGUGACCACCACCUGGACAACAUCCUGGCCAUGAGCGGAGGAGCCAGAGAGAGGCUAGAAGAGAGGCUGGAGAGAGGGAGGGAGGGAGGAGGAGGAGGGGAGGGAGACAGGGCGGGAGGAGCAGACCUCCUGGAGUCGUACAUGAGCUACCUGGACGGACAGACGUUUGAUAUGCACAACGCCACGGCGGCCGUCUCCACCUACCCCAAAUCAGGCAGGUUCAGGGAGGGGGGCCGCGCGGCCGAACUACGCAGAGAGACCAGUACCGCCCCGCCCUCCUUCCAGUCACACAGACGGAGGGAGGAUGAGGAAGAGGAGGAGGAGGGCGAGGAAGGAGAGGAGGAGGACGAUGGAGGACGGGAGGGUUAUGGGAUGACACAGAAUUUGGGGCGUCCCACGUCACCUUACUUUGACCGGCCCCGGACCCCUGAGAUGAAGCCUCUGUGGGGGUCAGAGGGUCAGUUAGUAGGGGACCAGGGGACAUACCUAGAGGGCCGGAGGCUGUACCCCCCCAUGUCCAGCAUGAAGGCCAGCAUCAUCAAUGAGCUCAGCAACAAACUGCAGCAGAGAGGGAGCCAGAGAUCGUUAAGUAGACACAGAAACAGGUUUUCAGAAGACUCCGCCUCGGCCCUGAGCCCCUCCUCAGUUCGUUCCCUGUCCCCCUCCCCUAUCCACCACUCCCAGCCCGCCCUGUCCCUGUCCCCCACCCCUUCCUCCCAGUACCCCAACUGGAACCGUCCCUCCUCCCCCCAGCCCCCUGUGGCUGCCGUACAGCCCCCUCCACGCUCCCACUCCCCCCUGUCCUCCCCCACCUACUCCCCUUAUCCCACCUCCCCUAAACACCGGCCUGUGUAUCGCACCAAAGCCCUGGAGUUCCAGUUUAUCCCAAGUAGAGAGUCCAGGAAGGCAGAGUCCCAUCACCUGCAGCGUAGGAGAGCCCCCAGUCCACUCAUCUCCCCCUCAGAGAGGCCCAAACUGGGUCCACCCCGCCCCUCCUCCCUCCCCCUCCUCCCCACCACACCCCUCUACAGCAGCCUCUACGAGCUCCGUGGCUCUAUGACCCCGCCCUCGCCCGCUAACCACAUGGGGGACCCCUACUUCUCCCCCUCCCCUCCUCUGUUCGCCCCCUCUGGCGCCCCUCCUCCCCCAAACGCCUCCCUGUUGGUGUCUCGCUCCCUCUCCCCCACCCACUUUCUAUCUGGUAGCUCAUCCCCUCCCCUGCACCCUCUCCCCGCUCCCCCAUGCCUGAGCUACCCCCACCUCCCUCCCCCGUCCCCCUCCAAGCCCUUUGCCUCCAAGCCACUGCCUUAUUGGACCAAAUACGACGUGGCUGAUUGGCUGGGAUACCUGAACCUGGGCGAGCACAGGGAGCAUUUCCUGGACAACGAGAUCGACGGCACUCACCUGCCCUCCCUCACCAAGGAGGACUAUCUGGACCUGGGUGUGACGCGCGUCGGACACCGCAUGAACAUUGAACGUGCUCUGAAGAGAGUGACUGACAGGCUCUCCAGCUCUCCUUUUCCCAUUUCUGCUCUGUCACCACGAGGAAGAAGGGAUGAUGGGAGUCGGAGCUGAGAAGACAAACAGAAAGAGAAAGGAGGGGGAUGGAGUCAGUGAGGGAACAGGAGAGAGAGAGAGGCCACAACUGCUGCUAUCCAUGAUGGAUUCACACAACAAAAGCAGAGGACCCGAUUUCACCCAGAGGGAGGACCAAUCAGGAAAAGAGAGGGGAAAUGAGGGAUGGAAAAAGGGCUGACCAAUGCCUGGUACUCAGGGCCUGGUAGCUGACUCGCACAGAUACACUCGCAUGCACACAAAUACAGUAACACACACAAGCACUGACUCUAAUGUCAACACACACACACAAACACUACGAGGAUGGAAUGACUGAAUGUAGAUUGAGGCAACAAAUAA